CCCGCCGGAAGGAUGCCUUGGCGUCCCUGCGGCCAGCGCGGUUGCUAUGACGCUCCGGCCUGAGAAGGCACCUGCAGCUGGCAGCGGAGCAGCGGUGGAGGAGCCGUGCGACUCGGGACUCCCCAAAAGACAAUUUCCGACCUGGUUCCUGAGGUUCCCCCUGUUCCCGCUUCAGCCCCGAGGAGGAAAGCGCCUACUCCCCGUCCCUUUUCAGCAUUCUACGUCUUUCCCGCUCGUCUCCCCAGUAUGGCCUGAAACGGGAGAGCCUGUCGCAGCUCUGCCUUUGUAGUCGCGGGCUGGAGUGAAACCGCCUGAAGAAGGGCUCGUCCGUCUCCUGGGACCCAGCCAACCCCAGGCCUUUAGGAUUAGGCUGCCUGUCUUACUGAGAGAGAGCUUGGAACCCCGUCAGUCAGCUAGGCGGGCGUUCCUUUUCCCACCGCCCAGGCGAAGACUCGGCCCUGCACCGACAACCGCGCCUGAAGGUCCCGGCCCGAACGAAGUCCUCGGAGCCACGGCUUCCCCUGGUUGUAGGCUGUUUUCUGCCUUUUCGCCUUAUGUUCAUCAUGCGGAACCUUAAUUCCCGAUGAAGCUCUGGAGGCCUUUUGUAUCUUCAGCCUCAGACGUCAUCAAAUAGAUCUGGAGCUUCACAGAGAUGGAUUAUUAUUUAAUGCUAACAAUCCCAUGAGAAUGAAGACAGGCUGAGCACUGCUACCAGAAAUUUAGAAGAGCUUACAGUGAAGCACACGGAAGCAAUGAAAGAAUUAAGAAAUUCAGAUUGCUUGGAAAUCACUCUGCUGUGUUUCAUCAUCUCAGCUCAGAUGGAAAAGUAUGCAAACCGUGUCCAUACCUUAACAGAGGAAAGAGAAACAUUGUCUCACGGUUGUGAAAAGGCAAACAAACAGUUUAGACAUGAGGUUAAAGUGCUCCAACCGAAACAGGAAGUGCAAAUAAAAGAGGUUGAAGAAAUGUUGUAUCAAGAGGGCUUAUCUGAAAUAGCUCUGAGCAGCCCCAGUGAACAGAUUGCAUACUUACUGGUAGAAAGAAGUACACUCUUGCAGAAACUGGAAGCCCGGGGCCCAAAGCCAGAGUCACAAAGGUGUAUGACCAGUAAAUUCCUGAAAGAACAUCCCCAGGAGAACUUUGAACAAAACCACCAGCCUCUGCGGAGAGAACAGGAGAAACAUCAGGAACAUGUGCAGCAGUCUAAAAAAAAUCUGAGAGAGUCCCACGAUGAAGACCUGGAAAAAGAUAAAACAUCACAAAACUGCCUAGAGAGAAAUGCAGAACAAGUAGCAGAGAGGUUAGGGAUGGCCCAAGAAGAAAUCCAAAGGCUCACUGAUGAGCUACAAGGGAAGGAGAAAGAACAGAGUAAAUUAGACUCUGCACUUAAGAAGGCUCAACUAGAAAUAGAACACUUGAAAGAAAAUUUGAUAAAGCUGAAAGAGAAUGAUUCAAUUGACCUACAGAAAGCAAAGGAACAUAAUCAGAGACUGGAUGAAGAAAUUCUGGCUUUAAGAAAUCGGGUUCGAUCACUUGACUCAGAAAAAAAAGCGCUUGGAGAAGUAGUUGAAAGGCUCAAAGGAAAGAUUCAUGAAUCUCAAGAGAAUAAGCAACUUGAAAACCACUCCCCUGGGAUAACUGUGGGUGCUGAACAGAGAGAACAGGAAGUAAAAGGAUGGAAAUUAAGAUCUGAGUGCCUACAGUGUUGUAAUGACUCUGCUGUGGGUUUGAUAGAACUCAUGUAAUGUUAACAGAAAAUUCUGGGAGAUUUUGAAAAUGAGCCAAGAAAAAAUUGACAUAUUUGAAAGUAAGUUGUCAGAAGAGAGAGAAAGGAGAAAGCAAUCGACAUCUGA
This is a messenger RNA of Neofelis nebulosa (Clouded leopard), 1853 nucleotides long. RefSeq names its product coiled-coil domain-containing protein 30-like. Lineage: Eukaryota; Metazoa; Chordata; Mammalia; Carnivora; Felidae. The coding region runs from base 753 to 1745 and encodes 330 amino acids. The record is from RefSeq and is a predicted model, not a curated record. The transcript is spliced from 13 exons.